Molecule: messenger RNA, 372 nt
Organism: Penicillium riverlandense
Lineage: Eukaryota; Fungi; Ascomycota; Eurotiomycetes; Eurotiales; Aspergillaceae
Exons: 3
Coding region: 1-372 (123 amino acids)
Source: RefSeq, a predicted model, not a curated record
AUGCGCUUCUUCAACAUCGCCGCUCUCGUCCUCGCCUCGGGCCUGGCCUCCGCCGUGGCAACGCCCCCAGUGCUGGUGGAGCGGGUCCAUGAAGCUACUUUGCAAGAGAAGAACAGGGCAGUCGUCGACAACAACCUCCUUCCGCCCAACUGCAGCCUGGGCUCGUGUCUCGGCUUGACCGGCGAGAUCACUUGUAUCAUUUCAGCUAUUGCGAGCGGCGAUUCCGCUGCUUUGCAGAAAUGUCUUUCGAAUAGCGUCAGCGAGAUCUGCUCUUGCGCUGCUUGUAUCCCUCUCGUAGCCAACGUUCUGUCUGCACUGGGCCUUUGCUCGGCAUCGAAUUCUACGCUUACACCCCAAGUGGUUAAUGCUUGA